AUGUGUUCUGCUAUUCAUCUUCACAUAGGGGGAGCUGGAGUUAUGAUAGGGAAUGAACUUUGGAAACUUUAUUAAAAGGAAUAAACUGAAACAAAUGUCAAGAGUUACAUUUACAAUGAAAAUGAGACUAAUUAUUUUCCAUUAACUCUGUUUAUGGAUUUAGAUGAUCGAAUGGUAAACGAAGUCAAAAAGAAUAAAUUAAUAAAUUAUAAAACUAACUCUUUUGUUACAGGCAAGGAAGAUGCAGCAAACAACUAUUGUAGGGCACAUUAUACAAUUGGAAAGGAAAUAGUUGAUAAAUGUUUAGAUAAUAUUAGAAAGCAAGUGGAAAGCGUAGACCGAAUAGAUUAAUUUAUUAUUACCUCUGCUUUAAGUGGUGGAACAGGAUCAGGUUUUACUUCUUUGCUUUUAGAAAGAUUAUCUGUUGAAUAUGGAGCCAAGGUAGAUAAAAAUGCAUUCUUAAUUUAUCCAUCUAAAGAAAUAUCUAAUAAUACAGUGGAUGCUUUUAAUGCUGUUCUAGCAACUCAUGUGACAAUAGAACAUUGUGAUUCAGUCGUUAUGUUGGAUAAUGAAUCUAUGUAUAAAUCCAUAGAUGAACAGAUUGGCUUGGACUAUGUUGAUUAUACUCACUUAAAUAAUUUAGUAUCCCAAAUAAUUAGUUCUUACACUGGUUUAAGAAGAUUUUGUAAUAUUGACAAUAGUAAAUUAUUUACUGGGCUUUGCCCUUAUCCAAGAGUUCAUUUUGUAAUUCCUUCAUAUGGACCAUUAGCCUCUAUUAAUGAUUAUAAUAAUAAGGAGUUAACUGAAAAAUAACUUAUAUCAUAAAUAACAAAAUAGUCUUUAAGGUUAUUUCAAUCAGAAAUACAUCCUGAACACAUUUGUGCAUCUUUAGUACAUCGGUCUAAAUAUCAUAAUCAAUUUUUUGGUUAAUAAGAUUUGACUCUUUAAAAGAUGAAAAUUAAAAAUUAGGACAGUCCUAAUGUGUUUGAAUGUUUAUCUGCAAAUUACACAACUAUUCCAGAACUUGCACAAUUGAAGCAAACUGGUAUAUUUCUUUCAAAUGAUGCUUCCUUGUUCAAUUACUUUGAACUGCUUGGUAAGAAGUAUGAUUAUGUCUAUGCUAAAAGAGCAUUUGUUCAUUGGUUUGUUGGAGAAGGUUGUGAAUCAGGGGAGAUGUCUGAAUGUAGAGAAGAUUUAGCAGCUCUUAGCAAAGACUAUGAAGAGUUGACAGAGGGAGCAUUGAAAUUUUGUGAAAUGUUAGAAGAGGACGAUUAAGAAUGA
Messenger RNA from Paramecium tetraurelia, 1281 nucleotides. RefSeq lists its product as uncharacterized. Gene Ontology annotation, biological process: mitotic cell cycle; microtubule cytoskeleton organization. The record is from RefSeq and is a predicted model, not a curated record. Gene Ontology annotation, cellular component: microtubule; cytoplasm. The transcript has a single exon. Gene Ontology annotation, molecular function: GTP binding; structural constituent of cytoskeleton. Lineage: Eukaryota; Ciliophora; Oligohymenophorea; Peniculida; Parameciidae.